AUGGGAGAGGAGUUGGUGGAAAAUGGAGAUGGAGUGGAACCUCAGACUGUGCGGGACGGUGCCGUCCUUCCAACAGAUAAAAGGUUUCCCUGUACUGAGUGUGGGAAGAGUUUCUGUUCUAAAUUCAAACUUAAUUUGCAUAAAAGAUCUCACACCGGAGAGAAGCCAUAUUCCUGCCCUGAUUGUGGGAAAUGUUUUUCAGAUAAGUCCAAAUUGUAUAGACACCAGAGAAUGCACAUGGGGGAAAAACCGUACUCCUGUCCUGAGUGUGGGAAAUGUUUUUCAGAGAAGUCCAAACUCAGCAGACAUCAGAGGUCUCACACAGGUGAGAAGCCGUAUUCCUGUCCUGAGUGCGGUAAAUGUUUUUCACGGAAGUCUAUUCUUAGCAGACAUCAGAGAUCACACACAGGUGAGAAGCCGUAUUCCUGUACUGAGUGCGGGAAAUGUUUUGUGCAAAAAACAGAACUUAUUGCACAUCAGAUGUCUCACACGGGGGAGAAGCCGUUUUCCUGUCCUGAGUGCGAGAAAUGUUUUUCAAGGAAGUCCAAUCUUUACACACAUCAGAGAUUGCAUACGGGAGAAAAGCCAUAUUCCUGCACUGAGUGCGGGAGACGUUUUGUAAAAAAUUCUGAACUUGUCACACAUCGGAGGUCUCACACGGGGGAAAAGCCGUAUUGUUGUCCUGAGUGCGGGAAAUGUUUUUCAGAUAAGUACAGUUUUUUUAAGCACCAGAAAUUUCACAUGGAGGAGAAGCCAUAUUCAUGUUCUGAAUGCGGGAAAUGUUGUGUACAAAAAUCAGAACUUGUCGCACAUCAGAGGUCUCACACGGGGGAGAAGCCAUUUCCCUGUCCUGUGUGCGGGCAAUGUUUUUCACAAAAGAACAACCUUUACAGACAUCAGAAGUUGCAUACGGGAGAAAAGCCCUAUACUUGUACUGAUUGCGGGAAAUGUUUUGUACAAAAUUCACAUCUUGUCAUACAUCGGAGGUCUCACACGGGAGAAAAGCCGUAUUGUUGUCCUGAGUGCGGGAAAUGUUUCUCUGAGAAGUACAGUUUUAAUAAACACCAGAGAUCUCACAUGGAAGAGAAGCCGUAUCCCUGUUCUGAGUGCGGGAAAUGUUUUCCAGAUAAGUCCAGUUUUUAUAACCAUCAGAGAUCUCACACGGGGGAGAAGCCGUAUUCCUGUCCUGAUUGCGGGAAAUGUUUUUCACAGAAGUCCAGUCUUUACAAACAUCAGAGGUUGCACACCGGAGAGAAGCCUUAUUCCUGUAAUGAGUGCGGGAAAUGUUUUUCACAGAAGUCCACUCUUUCCACACAUCAGAGAUUGCACACAGGGGAAAAGCCGUUUUCCUGUACUGAGUGCGAGAAAAGUUUUACAGUGAAGUCCGCUCUUACUGCACAUCAGAGAUUGCACACGGGGGAGAAGCCAUUUUCCUGUACUGAGUGCGGGAAAUGUUUUACAGUGAAGUCCGCUCUUACUGCACAUCAGAGAUCUCACACGGGAGAGAAGCCGUAUUCCUGUCCUGAGUGA
Molecule: messenger RNA, 1530 nt
Organism: Rana temporaria (common frog)
Lineage: Eukaryota; Metazoa; Chordata; Amphibia; Anura; Ranidae
Product: zinc finger protein 84-like
Exons: 2
Coding region: 1-1530 (509 amino acids)
Biological process (GO): regulation of DNA-templated transcription
Molecular function (GO): RNA polymerase II cis-regulatory region sequence-specific DNA binding; DNA-binding transcription factor activity, RNA polymerase II-specific
Source: RefSeq, a predicted model, not a curated record